Musca vetustissima is the source of this 1280-nucleotide messenger RNA. It is a transcript of the gene Ugt50B3, whose product is annotated as 2-hydroxyacylsphingosine 1-beta-galactosyltransferase. The record is from RefSeq and is a predicted model, not a curated record. Gene Ontology annotation, molecular function: UDP-glycosyltransferase activity. The annotation marks the transcript as partial. Lineage: Eukaryota; Metazoa; Arthropoda; Insecta; Diptera; Muscidae. The transcript is spliced from 4 exons.
AAAUUAAUAUUUUCUUCAAUAUUUCUGCUGUGCGUGGGGAGUUGUUUCACGGCGGAAAUUUUAAUGGUUACCAUGGGUGGCACGAAAUCACAUAAAAUUCCCUUUUGGGAAUUGGCAAAAGGAUUGAUAGAGAGGGGUCACAACAUAACUUUCCUAAGUGGUUUUCCCUCCGAUUUCCACAUAGAUGGCCUGCACGAGGUAACACCUGCCGGUCUCGUUGAGUAUAUACAAAAUUAUACAAAUUGGGAUUUGGUUGGGGCACGGAUGUCAGGUGAAAUGCCAAUCUCGGUAUGGGAUGGUAUACGUUAUGCAUUCCAGUCUUGCGAUGCAAUGCUGGAAGAUGCUGAAACACAAGCCUUGAUGAAUCGUAACUUCGACUUGGCCAUAUUGGAUGGUGCCUAUCCGGAGUGUGCCCUCGGCAUGGUAUAUCAAUAUAAAAUACCCUUCAUGUAUAUGAACACGGUUGGCUUCUAUACGGGUAGCCUUUCGAUUUCCGGUAAUCCUGGAUCAUAUGCUGUCACUCCAAACUUCUAUACAACCUUUACGGAUAAUAUGAAUCUGCUGGAGAGGGCAGCGAAUACGGGUAUACAAAUAUUUACCGAUUUAAUGCAUCAGUUCGUCAUGUCCCUUGUGUAUCGGGUUCUGAAGCAGCGCUUGGGCCAUCAAAUACCCCAUCCUUAUGAAAUCUCGAAAAAUGUCAGUUUCAUUUUACAAAAUGGCCAUGCCGUGGUCUCCUAUCCAAGGACCCUAAAUCCCAACGUAGCCGAGGUGGCCUGCAUCCAUUGUAAACCUGCCAAACCUUUACCCAAAGAUUUGGAGGAAUUCAUCGCCUCAGCUGGAGAAUCUGGUUUUAUUUAUGUCUCAAUGGGCUCCUCCGUAAAGGCAGCAAAUAUGCCCAAAACAUUACGCCGUCUAUUGGUACAGACAUUUGCCCGCCUGCCCUAUCAUGUUCUGUGGAAAUACGAAGGAAGUGCUGGAGAAAUUGAUGGCCUUACAGAAAAUGUAAAAAUCAGCCGUUGGUUACCACAACAGGAUAUUUUGGGUCAUCCUAAGUUGAGAGCCUUUGUCACCCAUGGUGGUUUGUUGAGCAUGUACGAGACGGUGUAUCAUGGAGUACCGGUUGUCACAAUGCCCGUCUUUUGUGAUCAUGAUGUUAAUUCAGCUAAGGCGGAAGUUGAUGGUUAUGCCAUUAAAUUGGAUUUGGCAACGUUGUCGGCUGGUCAGCUAUACAAAUCGAUUAUGAAAGUUAUACAUGAUCCUCAGUAUAGAAAUGCAGCAAG